Mercenaria mercenaria is the source of this 1737-nucleotide messenger RNA. RefSeq lists its product as uncharacterized. Bases 1 to 1737 code for a protein of 578 amino acids. Gene Ontology annotation, molecular function: zinc ion binding. The transcript has a single exon. Lineage: Eukaryota; Metazoa; Mollusca; Bivalvia; Venerida; Veneridae. The record is from RefSeq and is a predicted model, not a curated record.
AUGGCUGAAAGUUGUAAUUUUUCCAGCUCUGUCGAUGCUGUUCCUGGGCGCAAAAAACAAACAUUAUGUCAGCCAUGUUUAAGAAAGGAUUUACAAACAACGGCUGAUGUGUUUUGUUCAGAGUAUGACGAGUUUCAGUGCAAUGAAUGUUCAAAGGCACAUACAGUUUACGUUUUUAUGCAAAAUCACAAGUUAGGGAAUGCAUCAGAAAUGCAGUCGAAAACGGCUUCCUUUGAUAUGAAAGGAAUGGACAAUUGUGAACAGCAUGGAAAAAUAUUGGAAUUUUUCUGUGAAGACGAGAACCAGCUUUGCUGCAGUACAUGUGCUAUAAUGGAUCACCGGAAAUGCCAUAACGUCGUAGAAAUACAGAAGAUUGCCGGGAAGUUACGCUCUGCUGGUUCACAGUUAAAGAGAAAAUUGGAAGAAGUAAAAUCAAACGCGGAGAUGAUUGUUAAACACACUGAAUCAUCGAAAGAACAACUCAGUAAAGAUAUCAAAGCAAUAUUUGUGAAAAUUAAAAGAAUGAGAGGUGACAUGAAUAAAAUGUUCGACGACUUGGAAGUUUACGUUACUAGGGAAACUGAUGUAUUUCAGGCUGAAGUAACUAAUAAACUGGCAAAGAAACGCUCCAGUAGUGAGAAACAUAUGACUGAUGCUACAAAGUCACUGGAAAUUGUUGAUACAGCAUUGCAGAAAGGGGCGCCAUCUCAGCAGUUUAUAGUAGAAGAAACAUUGAAGAAACAGGUCAAUGAGCUUUGCAGAGACGUGGACAAUGAAUGCCAACAGUUACAGGUUGCUACCGUUUCCUUUAGAUUUGAUGAAACAUUAAAGUUCCCACCACUUUCUAUUUCUGCAUGUGUUCCAGGGAAGCUUACAUUAAAAUACACCCAGCCUGAAGCUAAGAAAUCUGUUGUACCUGUAGAUCCAAUUGUUAAAUUAACGAAGAUUACUUCCAUUGAUCUGAAGCAGACUGGAGAUGAUGUCAAGGAACCGUUAUACUCGGGACUGGAUUUCCUUCCGGAUGGCAGACUGGUUGCCGUGGAUAAUAACAACAAGAAAUGUUUGAUUUACAAUGAGAAGCUUAAGAAAGUAGGAUCAUAUCAGAUAUCGUAUCAUCCACAGAGUGUAGUUGCUGUAUCUGAGGAGGAAGUGGCGAUAACAAGUGGUGCUCAAUGCAAGAUAGACUUUCUACGUGUCAGUAAAUCAAACAAAAUAACUUUGAUCAGGACAUGUAAAGUUAAGUCAAAGUAUGAGUCUAUAUGUCUGAAAGAUGACAUACACUUUGUUAUUGGAACUUUAGAUUAUACAAGACCUGUUUGCAUUGUAUCAAUAUCAGGAGCGGAGAAAAAUUUUCCCGUGAGCUUUCCAAAUAAGAAAUAUCUUGUUGGCGAUAGUGUGUGCAGUUAUAUAAGGAAUACUGAGAAGAUAAUACUAACCGAUAUGCACGAGCAUACUGUUUUUAUAUACGAUGUUGCGACCAACACCAGAGUCGUUGUCAAGGACGACAAGAUCGAGGAACCACGUGGUGUAGCAAUAGGUCCAUCCGACUGUAUCCUGGUUUGCAUUAAAGGAAUACAUUCCAUUGUACAGAUCUCUCAAACAGGUCGGAUCAUAUCAUCGUUUAAGUUAGAUAUGGUUUUUCCAUUUAGGGUCUGCGUUUCGAAGGAUCAAUCUGUUCUUGUUGUUACAAAUAGCUGUGUGGGAAAAAGAAUGUUACAAUUGUUUAAACUCACAUAA